Numida meleagris (helmeted guineafowl) is the source of this 4686-nucleotide messenger RNA. It is a transcript of the gene PLPP7, whose product is annotated as phospholipid phosphatase 7 (inactive). The record is from RefSeq and is a predicted model, not a curated record. Gene Ontology annotation, cellular component: nuclear envelope. The transcript is spliced from 2 exons. Bases 3428 to 4243 code for a protein of 271 amino acids. Lineage: Eukaryota; Metazoa; Chordata; Aves; Galliformes; Numididae. Gene Ontology annotation, molecular function: sphingosine-1-phosphate phosphatase activity.
UUCCUUCCUUCCUUCCUUUUUUUUUUUAACUUAAAUGCAAUGCAUUUUCUCUCACUUUUGCAGGUGAAGGUUUUUCUCUUGGUUGCUCAAUUCACUAAAGGGAUGGUCUCCCUUGCCAAAUCUGGGCUGGAGGGGCUGGUUCAAGCAAUGGAAAUGCAAAGCUCUCUGAGCAGCAGUUGGAACAGGGGGUGGGAAGGGGCAGAGGCCGCAGUGCCCUGGGUACUGUGGGUAGUUUUAGGGGUCGUGCUGCUGGUCAGUGCCAGUGCCACCCAGCGGAGCUCAGCUCCAGGUGUGCACGUGUUGGGCAAUAGCUGCUGUACCGAGCACUGCACAGCCACCUUGACUCUCUUCCAAAGGGGGAACCCUCUGCACUGAGAAGUAAAAAUGGUUUUGUUAGUGCUGCUUGCAGCGCGGUACGGCUGCUUGGAGCUAAUGAAAUGUCUGUUACUCCUUCGUGCCCCACGCUUACAGCAAACUCAGCAUUUUGGAACAGCAAACUCAGCAUUUUGCAACAUCCUUGCACUUGUUGUCUGCCCUCCAGCAAAGAUGGGAGCCACAGGGUGCUCCUGGCAAGGGAACGCCGCAGGCAGGCAGGGCAGAUCCCUUCUCCCUGCUCCUGCUGCCCCUGAGGCCCUGGGGGCUGCUGCCCGUGUGUGCCCGGGAUCUCCCCCCAUCCCCUUGCACCUUGCAGCUGGGUGCUGCCCUUCCCUGGCAGGACACGGGCAGGGUGUGCACCGGAGACCUUUGUGCCAAUGGCGUGGCAGGGAGUGGAACAACCGCAGUGUAUCGUUAUGGUUUGCUUCCUAUGUUUCUCGAAACAUUGGCUAAAUAUUGACCUGCUUGAAACUUCUGAGGAUCUCUGCGAAGGGCGCUGUUAUCAGCCCCGAACCAGAGAGAAAAACUAAGAAUGAGUCCAGGAAGCCCAGGAAAGAAUGAAAUGAGCAUCUCCCAAUGAAAAAUCCAGUUUCUUCAGCAACCUCCAGAAGGUGCUGAAAUACUUUGACAUUUUCCAAGACUCUUUCACACCUUUCAAACAAGCUUGUCACAGUUUCCCGGAGCACUAUGAAUUUGGUGAAGCUGCAUAUUCUGAGAUCCCAUCUCCUCUGAAGUUUCACCCAGGCUUUGCUUCAACUUGGCAUUCACCGGUGUUCUGGUCAGCUGGGAAAUGGCAUCAUCUCACUCUAAUUAAAGCAGCUUUUCAUCUUCAGCUGGAGUUUGCCUCGGUGUUGGCCACGCCUGCCCGCAUCGCUCCGGUCAGUGUGAUUAAAACAUCACUGCUCUCCACCACGCAUCGUACGGAGCGGUUCCUGUGCCUCGCUGGUGGAACUGGCUUUUGAGGCCAAGUACCAGCUGGGAGGAGCUGGUGAUGCUGGGAGUUGCUUUCCUUCCACUGUGCGCUUGAUGCUCUAUCCAUCGCUGCCUCGUGGUGUGGUCCCAUCGGCCUUGUGUUUUCCAGCUUUGCUGAAAGGCAGAGUCUCCUCUUCCCCAUGAAGCAGAAGCAGCCCCACCAAUGUGACUCCAGGCUGCCUCCUCUCCCGCUCUGCUCUCACCAGGGGCACGUUAGCACUGUGUGCUUCCUUCAUGCCUGUCACGGUGCUGGCCCCAGUGCGUGCCGUGCAGAGCAAACCCCCAUGUCCACGAACGUGUCAGAGGACAGGCAGGCACCAGAUGAAACCAGCUCCUGGUGCUUGCAGGGUAUUUUUUCCCAGUGACAUCUCCCGAGGAACGUGCUCAGUAAUAGCUCAGCAUCCCCAGCAGGGGAGGGGACAAGAGGUGACGAGCCAAGCUGUUCUAUUUCUGCAGGUUCCUGGCCACCAUCGCGUUAACUCUUUGCGCACAGAUGCUUGCAAGGAGCCUUGCACCUCAGCAGCCCUGCAGCGAGCAGGUGGCAUCGGGGCGUGCUCAUGGGCUGCCUCAGCCCCACAGUAAUUCGCUCCUUGAGCUGGAAGGAGCUGUGCUGAUGGGUUGGGAAAGGAGGGGAAGAACUCUUCCCGCAGCCCACGGGCGCUGUCACGUGCUCGAGACAGGCUCCUGGAGGAUGUGGUUCAGAAAUAAGUUGAUGUGUGUUAUUUUCCUUUGAUUCAUAAGCAAAACCCAAGAGGAAGUGAGGGCUCCAGCAUGGAUUUGCUGGCCCAGCAUGGCAGCGUGGGUGUCAGACGGGCACGGACCGGGUGUGCAGCUCAGCUCGAGGAUUUGGAGAACCACAGAUAACAAGCGCAAAGUUCUCCUUGCUGUCUCAGACAGCCACGAACCAGCUUUCAUUUAGCGCUUCAGCUCUCCCGUGCCUUUUGGAUAAGGCUUUUAAAGAGACGUGGGUGCUAUUUCCCAGCGUUACCUGUACUAACGCUGACCUUUACAACUUAUCAUUUCUAUGGGUAAGGAGCACCGGAACAAGGAGCCGUGCCCGCUCUGCUGCUUGGUGCCACGCUCGUCUUUCCCACCUCCCUCCCCAGGACCCCCCAGGGCUGCGGUGCCCGCCGUGCUGGGGCUGGUGCCCUCGCUGCCACGCGCAGCUCAGGGACGCGGCACCGCUGUCACCUGCUGUCAGCGCGGGGUCUGCGAUGCGAUGCGGGAUGACACGGCAGAAACGCGUGCGGUAUUUAGGGCACGCUCAGCGCCGGGGGCAGGGGGAUGGGAAUUCAUUAGCGGCGCAGUGUCUCCUUUAAUCAAAAGGCAGGUGCUGCUCGGCUGGGGCUGGAGGCAGGGCAGCGAUGGAGGCCAUGCAGGGGCAUGGGCUGAGCGUGGGGUGGGGAUGGGGCUGGGGGUGUUUGCACGGUGCUCACAUCGGGGAGAGGGAAAUAUUAUUGAGGGUGCACCAGUGGGGAGGAGACACAGAACAGACCAGGCCAGGAGGGAGCCAGGUUGUGCCCUUGGCAGGGAAGUCCCCCAGUGAUGCCCAGUUCAGAGGCUGCACUGACUGCCAGGGGAGCACUGUGAUCCCUCCCGGCACCGAUGCUCUCUUCCAGUGAUGAUGCUCUGAUACUAAAAUGUGAAUUACACUACAAAAAAAAACCCACCCAAACUACAUUUCCCAGUUUCCCUUGCAGCCCUGGGAAAUAAGCUAUUGGAAGAUUUAAAUAGACCAGGCCAGAAGCAACCAACCUUUGGCACAAAGCAUUUCCCUCCUCUUCUUCCAAUCUAUUGGCUGUUUAACCUUUUUCCCUGGCACUGGAGUGGCUGCCAAGCCUGGCAUUAAUUUUCCUUCCAAGCUUGCUAGGCCCAUGAAGUAAACAGCCAUGUGCAUUCCUUACUCUAUAUUUAACAGCUGCAGUCUGUGCUGGGGGCAACUGCAACAGAGGGGAACCUUUGUAGCUUCCCAAAUUCACAGCUUGUGAGGGUGGGCGUGGGGGAAGAUUUCUGCAGGGAGAAGAGGGAUUUCUCUCCUUCCCGGUAUUCGCAAAGCAGGUUCAAUUAGAGAGAGACUGCAAUGCCAGCAUCCCAGACGCGGUCCAGAGCGCGAGACAGGAACAAUGUCCUCAACAGGGCUGAGUUCCUCUCCCUGAACCAGCCCCCGAAAGGGACCCAGGAGAGCAGGAGCUCGGGCAGAAAGCAGAGCGGCCAAGCAGCGGCGGCCGGCACCCAGAACAGCAACCCCAAGGAGCGGAGGCAAUCGCAGCAGCUGCCCGAAGAGGACUGCAUGCAGCUCAACCCCUCCUUCAAGGGAAUCGCCUUCAACUCCUUGCUGGCCAUCGAUAUCUGCAUGUCCAAGCGGCUGGGGGUGUGCGCCAACCGAGCCUCGUCCUGGGGAGGUGCCCGUUCCAUGAUCAACCUGCUGGGGAUAACGGGGCACGGCAUCCCCUGGAUCGCGGGCACGCUCAUCUGCCUGGUGAAGAGCAGCACGCUGGCGGGCCAGGAGGUCCUCAUGAACCUGCUGCUAGCCCUGCUGUUGGACAUCAUGAUCGUGGCCGGGCUGCAGAAGUUGGCCAAGCGCAAGGGUCCGUACGACGUCAGCCCCGGCCUCUUGGACUACCUGACCAUGGACACCUACGCGUUCCCAGCCGGUCAUGCCAGCCGUGCCGCCAUGCUUUCCAAGUUCUUACUCAACCACCUGGUCCUGGCCAUCCCGCUCCGCAUCCUGCUGGUCCUUUGGGCCUUCUGCGUCGGCUUCUCCCGCGUCAUGAUCGGCCGGCACCACAUCACGGACGUGCUCUCCGGCUUCGUGUUCGGCUACCUGCAGUUCAGGCUGGUGGAGUUGAUAUGGAUGUCUUCCAACACGUGUCAGAUGUUGAUAUCCAUCUGGUGAACGCCGGGGACUUGAUGCCUUUCCGCCCAAAACUAGCAGACACUUUGAGUCCCCCUCCCGGUAUUUUUUACCCGUUGUUUGUUGGAAACAAUUGUAACUUCCAUGAGUAGUGGCGUUUUUUAAUGUUGCUUCCCUGCCUGGAAAAGAAAGUUUCUUGCAAUGGAUUGGGUUUUAGCACCCAAUGGCCAUACCCAUGUUGUUGGCCACGUCCUCAAACUGUAUUUGGACAGCAAUCAAAUUAAGCUUCACGGGUGAGAGGAACGAGCUCCGUCUGCCUCAUCGGGGUGGUUCGCCUCGCACCUGGGUUUGUCCUCAGCGUGGGCAGCGCCUAAGAUCUUCCUGAGGACUCGUUUGUUAACUUUCUGGAGGCUAAAGGAUUUUGGCCACAGUGCUUUUUCUUUUUGUAAGCCAAGCGACCGUGUCUUGUGCAGAGUCAGGACACU